This is a messenger RNA of Aureobasidium subglaciale EXF-2481, 512 nucleotides long. RefSeq lists its product as uncharacterized. The transcript has a single exon. NCBI's taxonomy places the organism in Eukaryota, Fungi, Ascomycota, Dothideomycetes, Dothideales, Saccotheciaceae. The record is from RefSeq and is a predicted model, not a curated record. Bases 164 to 430 code for a protein of 88 amino acids.
GGUGGUGUCAUUCCUUUUUGCUGGAUGAAAGCGAGACACAGACCAUCUGAAGAAUGAUUAUGGAUGCUGAAGACAAGCAGAGAGGCUUCUGUGCAUUAUUCAUGGCUUUUAUGGCUAUGGGGGGAUUAAGAAUAUACACGCGAGAUGAACGUCGCUGACGAGGAUGAUAUGGAAACAUGAUACUUUGCUCUCGAACGAUUGCGCAAUUUGUGUACAGCGAUUUGAUUCAGUGAUAUCAUGUCUCCCCUCUCAUGCUCUCCAGGCUCGAUAUACACCGUGUAGACUAGCUGUGGAUAUGCAGAGUGAUUUUUGGAAGAGUGUUGAUAUCGGGAGAGAGUAUAACAUCUCACUACUCUCAGUGAACCCAUUGCAAGUCCCAGAAAAAAUCACCUUCGUCUUUCCACACAGCCUCUUCCAAUUCCUUGAGUAAUCUAUCAUGCUGGAGAUGGGGGGUUCAGAGCAUUUUGGAUCCUCUGGCGCCUAUAGAGCAGAUGUCUAUCUCCCACAUUUCG